CGGCGGUGGUUGCGACCCCCAUUCACCACUCUAAAGGGUGUGUGAUGCGCGUGUGGAAAUCGCUCCUCUCAGGUUGCGCGAAAAAUUCGCGCCGUGUCGACCACCCCAACCGUCAAAGAUGUCGUCUGAUUGCUUGACGGUUGUGGAUGUGACGGAGGAGCACUUCGACGAUGCGAUUCAUCAUCUCAAAUGGAACUUCUUCGCCGACGAGCCGCUCAACAAUGCUGUCGGUCUCUGCAGCAAGGGCGAAUCACAGUACGAACUCGAGAGACAUUGUCUGCUUACCUUGAAGCAAGGCUACUCAAGGAUGCUGCUGGACAAAAAAGGAGCGAUAGCAGGUAUGGCACUAAAUGGAAUAUUGAAGAAGGGCGAACGCGAGGAGGCGGAACGACGUCUCGCCGAGUUGGACGACAAGAAGUUCAAGACGAUCUUCAGAUUGCUCUACAAGGUAAACGAAAAGGUCGACUUAUUCACCAAGUACAACGUCGACGAGCUGUUCGAAUGUCGGAUCCUCAGCGUGGACGAGAAUCAUCGCGGUAAAGGCCUGGCGAACAUCCUGAUGGCAGACAGCGUGGAAACCGCGAAGAACGCUGGUUUCAAGAAGCAACAUCGCGUCAAAAAGAAAAUAGUGAUUUUCUCUAGACAACGAUCAAUGUCACUACCGUGUUGAUCUGCUCCUUUGACGCGAUUUAUACGCGGGUAAAAUUUCCAAGGACGAUCAUGUUAUAGUUUAGAUCAAAUUUUGUAAAUAAAUUUCUUCAAACAAAAAAGAAGAGUAAAAUUAAUAUCAGUGGUGAUAUUGUCGAUUUCAAUGACCUUAACAUAUAAUA
This is a messenger RNA of Harpegnathos saltator (Jerdon's jumping ant), 830 nucleotides long. RefSeq names its product Arylalkylamine N-acetyltransferase-like 7. Bases 119 to 670 code for a protein of 183 amino acids. Lineage: Eukaryota; Metazoa; Arthropoda; Insecta; Hymenoptera; Formicidae. The record is from RefSeq and is a predicted model, not a curated record. The transcript has 3 exons. Gene Ontology annotation, molecular function: N-acetyltransferase activity.